Molecule: messenger RNA, 768 nt
Organism: Microstroma glucosiphilum
Lineage: Eukaryota; Fungi; Basidiomycota; Exobasidiomycetes; Microstromatales; Microstromataceae
Exons: 3
Coding region: 182-550 (122 amino acids)
Biological process (GO): protein insertion into mitochondrial inner membrane; protein import into mitochondrial matrix
Cellular component (GO): TIM23 mitochondrial import inner membrane translocase complex
Source: RefSeq, a predicted model, not a curated record
GGAAGGAGUGGCAUCGAUAUCCCUGCCAAAGUGUUGGACUUGGUCCGAGCUGCGCGCUUCUCGGCUUCCGCCGAAAGUCACCUCGACUCCUUCCCGGUCACCGGGGCUCCUGACCUUCUUCCUACCUCACAGCACUUCCGUAGCAUUCAUCUGUCCAGCUUCCUCGAGACAUCUAGCAGCCAUGCCAGCUAUGCCACCAAUGCAAGUCCAUCAGGCUCCUGGUCAGGGCCAGAUGAUCCCGCAGGCCCCCUCCGUAUGGCAGAAGCUUCAAAUGGGAGCAAUGAUGGGAGCAGGGGUAGGACUGUCUAUUGGGUUCAUCGGUGGCGCAUUCCAGAUUCUGAGGGCAGGACCGGGACCCAAGGGAGCGCUGGCCACCAUGAGCCAAUUCAUGGGUACUAGUGCUGCGACAUUUGCCUUCUUCCUCUCGAUAGGAUCGGUUAUCCGUUCAGACGCCAGUCUCUCGCCCGUCGAGGAGGCAAGGUGGAGGCAGGCCUACCAGCAAGGCUCUCUGAGGGUGCUGGCUGACCAGAGGAGGCAGACGCUGCACUGAGAUACCGGGUCUGAGCGGGAGCGAGGCGCCCGACGGCAGCGCUGCUGGGCAGAGACUGGGCACUCAAUGGCGUUCUGAUCCCAGCAAAGGCGCUGAUCUAGUGUUUUCCAGAUCACUGUGCUGUGUCGCAGUCGCAAAAUGUACAUGUAUUUUACAAAAAGGCAAGAACAGUGACACAAAGAAAGGGGUCCUUCUCAUAGCCAAUCAGGCUUGUGUUC